Messenger RNA from Aphis gossypii (cotton aphid), 1188 nucleotides. RefSeq lists its product as uncharacterized. Lineage: Eukaryota; Metazoa; Arthropoda; Insecta; Hemiptera; Aphididae. Bases 1 to 1188 code for a protein of 395 amino acids. The transcript has 2 exons. The record is from RefSeq and is a predicted model, not a curated record.
AUGAAUGAUGAAAGUGAAUUAGUACUAGUAAUGCUAAGCUAUAUUAUGGAGUCGCAAUCAACUGUUCUAAAAUAUAGACAGUUAUGUUGGAAUGUAUUACAAUAUAAAAGAAAAACAAAUUUAAGAAUACUAAAGUUGUUGUUGAGUCGUCAAAGUCAUAUAAGGUUGCAGAAUCCUAUAGAUACGAUUAUAAAAGAUUAUGUAGACAGUGAUUUCCAUUCUCUUUUUCGAAUGAUGCGUCAAACAUUUUUUAAACUUGUACAGAUCUGCUUAAAAGAAUGUAAUUUAACUAAAAAAUACUCUGGAGGAAAUCAACCUUUGUCUGUUGAAAAAAAAAUUCUCUUAACAUUAUGGUACCUAGCAAAAGAAGGUUCAAUGGGCUCAGUAGCAGAGGUUUUUAAUGUGGCAAGAUCUACUGUAAAGUGUGUUACCAGAGAUGUAAUUUUAGAAUUAUGUAAACUGUCUCCAAAAUUUAUAGCGUGGCCUAGUAAAGAAGAUGCUCUCAUUUUAGCUAAAAACUUUCAGUCCAGAUCUGAUUUUCCAGAUGUUAUUGGUGCAAUCGAUGGUUCACAUUUCUGUAUAAAAGCCCCUUUAGAUCAACAGGAUUGUUAUACUGACCGAAAAUUAAACAAAUCUAUUAUCAUGCAAGCUAUUUGUACUUCAAACUUCUUGUUUACCAAUGUCAAUAUUGGUUACCCAGGCCGUCUUCUUGAUGCAAGAGUUUUUUCGAAUAGUGAUGUUUUCAAAAAAAUUGAAACUGAAGGACCUAAAAGCCUAUUUUAUGGAAAGUAUCAUUUACUUGGUGAUCUAGCAUAUACCAAUACAAGUUGGCUUAUUACACCUUUUAAGGACUAUGGAAAUUUAACUAUAAGACAUAGAAAAUUUAAUACUAAACUAAGCAAGACCAGAGUUGCGAUUGAAAACACUUUUGGCUUAUUGAAGGGACGAUGGCGAAGAUUACUUUUCAUUGAUACUAAUAACAUAAAAAUGGCAUCAAUUAUUAUAUUAGCUACUUACACUACUUGUGUUCUACAUAAUUUUUGUUUGCUUAACGACGAUUUUUUAGAUACCUUCAUAAGGGACGAAAAUGAUAUGGUGAACACACAUCAACGAGUUGAAACAAGACGAGUAGAAAUAAGGACAGGAGAAGAAAAACGAAGAGAUCUUCUUAAUUUAUUGAUUCAAUAA